Aethina tumida (small hive beetle) is the source of this 1359-nucleotide messenger RNA. RefSeq lists its product as uncharacterized. The record is from RefSeq and is a predicted model, not a curated record. Bases 68 to 1285 code for a protein of 405 amino acids. Lineage: Eukaryota; Metazoa; Arthropoda; Insecta; Coleoptera; Nitidulidae. The transcript has 2 exons.
AUCAUUUUUAUUGUUUAGUAUAACUUUGCUACUGUUAAUAAACGGUUUGUUCCGCAGUAACCAUAAGAUGCACGAUUCAGUACCGUCAGCGCUCAUCCCUAUCGUGGAAAAGGUUGCGAAAAAAUUGGGAUGUGACAAAUACGAAACGGUGUUGAUCGGUGCCAAUGCGAAAGGAGAGGGCUACUUGGGUGAAAUAACGUUCUUGGAAAUCCUAGACAAAACCACUGGCAAAUCGACGAACAUAGUCGUGAAACUUGCGUUCAAAAAUGAAGAGGUGCGUCAGAUUAAUCCCAUCCGUCACACGUUCCUGAAUGAAAUCGCUAUCUAUAAAACGAUAAUACCGGCCAUUCAGCAGUUCCAAAACGAAAAUGGCAUUCCAAUAUUCGAACACGUGCCCCGGUGUCUGCUCACAAGUUCGGAAGAGGGCAACGAAUUUAUCGUCUUCGAGAACAUCAAACUGCAAGGUUUCGAACUGUUCGACAAGACCAAAAUCUUGGAUUACCAGCACAUGGAAUUCAUAUUCAAAACAUACGGGAAAUUUCAUGCGACAACAUUUUUAUACAACAAAUUUCAUCCGGAGAAAUUUUCGAAACUGGUCCAAGAUUUGGGGAACGUUCACAAAAGCUUUUUCGAACAAGACAUCUACAGGAAUAUGACCGAUGAUGUGUUGGUUGAAUCAAGUCAAAAGCUGAAACCAUAUGAGGACGACAAAGCGAUCGCAGCAUUCGCCAAGUACACAAAAGACGGAACUAACCUACUCCUGGAUUCUCUGACCUACAAAGGAAAAUAUCCGGUUCUAUGUCACGGAGACUGCUGGAGCAACAACAUGAUGUUUAAAUACGACAACGAUAAAAACGUGUCCGAUAUUAGAUUAUUAGACUGGCAAUUGGCUAGAACUGGAUGCCCGUCACAAGAUUUAUCUUAUUGUUUAUAUUCGGGCGCUUCCAAGGACACAUUCGAUAGACUACAGGAACUCCUCAAAGCCUACUACGAAGUAUUUUCUGAAGUAAUUACACAAGCAGGCGAAGAUCCACAAAAAAUGUAUCCCUUCGAAGUACUACAACAGGAGUGGAAGGAGUACUGUCGAUUCGGCUUAAUCACCAGUACAAUUGUUAUAAAAAUGAAAAUGGAUAAAUCUGAAAACAAAAUUGACCUGGUGGAUAUAUCUACUAGUGAAGAUAAGGAUGAGGCAAUUAAGAAGUUUGCUAUUGGCACUCCUUGUGAGGAGUACGAUAGCAGAAUCCGGGAACUGAUUUUGCAUGUUUAUGAAAUCGGAGGUCUAUGAAAUGAUAAAAAUUUUAUCUAUUAGUAUUCGUAUUUUAUCACAUAAUACAAAAUAAAGUAUUUUGUUUACCAGUU